CAUCAGUCCGCAUAAUGAUUUGGUAAAGUCUCACGUGGGAUGUCCUGACACAACACUGACCCUGUGGGCGGGGCCCAGGUAAAGCCUCCUGACACAACACUGACCCUGUGGGCGGGGCCCAGAAGUGUUGGGAUAAAAGUAAAGGUUUGCAGAGAUGGUGGAGGGUCCGGGCUGCACUUUGAAUGGAGAGAAAAUCCGCUCGACAGUCCGGAAAGGGCAGAAAGUAGAAGAGAUGAGAGGAAGCUUGACGACGACGCCAGCAGGCACGGAGAGAUGUACCUUCCAGGUUUUUCAUGGAUCUCAAUACAGUGGCGUCGAAACUCUGGGGAAGGAACUCUUCAUGUACUUUGGUCCAAGAGCACUGAGAGUGCACUUCGGAAUGAAUGGAUCCAUGCGCAUAAAUCCUGCCGAGAAGAAGGACCGGAGGGGUUCUGUCCUGGUACUAGAGAUUCAUCUGACUAAUGACGUUGUCUGCUUCUUUGACAGCACGGUGGAAAUCAGGUUCUCGGAGGACUGCCAGGAGAGGGUAAGAGCACUUCAGUGUCUGGACGUCUGCUCCCCAAAGUUCAGCUGCUCACGGGCCGAGGAGGCGAUGAGGAGGCAGGCGGCCAAGAUGCUGUGUGAUGUCCUGCUGGAGCAGGCCGUCCUACCAGGAGUUGGAAACAUUAUUAAAAACGAAGCUUUGUUCGACUCCGGCCUCCAGCCAGCCGUGAAGGUCCAGCAGCUGAAAGACGAACAGGUCCACCACUUGGUGAAGAUGACAAGAGAUUUCACCCUUCUGUUUUACAAGUGUCGUAAAUCCGGCUCUCCUCUCUACAAACAUUACAAAGUCUACAAACGCUCCCGCUGUGGCCAGUGCGGGGGUGUCAUCACUGUCUGUCGUCUCGGGGAAAGCGGCAGGAUGACUUAUUUCUGCCGGCGCUGUCAGAGCGCUCAUCCAGCCGAAGUCACCAUCAGCAAGCUUCCAGUUAGGAACAGCUUGCUUGACUGGGCCUACAAGGAAGGAAGCAGUGACCAUGUUACCAAAAAGGAGGACGAGGAAUGGGCGUGUCUGCUCUGUACCCUCAUCAACACGGAGACAGCGAAGGCUUGUGAUGCCUGCCUCACUCCAAGACCCGAGGUUCCCAAAGACGACACGAGUGCUGAAUCAUCACUCCUCACCAAAGAGUUGAUUAAAUAUCCCCACAAUGCCUUCACCAAACCACGAGAGGAACUUAAAGUCAACUGGAGGUCUGCGUUCGGGACCACCACCCUGCUUUUCUCCAACCUGAGCGAGACACCAAAACCUGUAAACUCCCCUCUCUUCCCAGCUGCCAGUCAUUCGAAUUCCUUGUCGCCAGAGCAUGGCUUAAAUAAAUACAGCUUCUGCCAAGGGACAACAAGCCCCAAAUAUGCCUCUGGUGGCCGAUGGAAGCGAAACACAGAGCUCUCCCAGAAGGAAUCACUGGCCUCCUACAGUCACGCAUCCAAGAAAAUGAGAACUGAUCACACUCCCUUUCCCGCUAACGACACUGGAACCCCCAACUCAGGUUCCUUCCAAAUCAAAGCUGUGAGGGGAGGCUCCUUCAUUCCUCAGAGUCCUGGCGCCCUGUGUUGUGAGUCUCAUGGUCGUCCAGCCACGCUCCGUGUGGUUCACAAAGAGGGUGCGAAUAAGGGACGGCAGUUCUACUCCUGCUCCCUCCCCAGAGAGACCAAGUGUAACUUCUUCCAGUGGGCGGACUUGCACUUUCCCAUGUGUCACCAUGGGAGUCGCUGUGUGAUGAGGACAGUUCUCAAACUGGGACCCAACAAUGGACGCAAUUUUUAUGUCUGUGGCUCCAAAAUGGGAAAACAGUGCGACUUUUUCCAGUGGGCGGAGAAUGGGCCAGGGGUGUCCAUCCUUCCCGGAUGUUAGGAUCUGUAUUAGGGAUGGUCUUUUGUCCUGGACAGAAUUCCUCAGCUGGACGGAUGUGUUUCAGCCAGUAUUUGAUGGAAAGAUGCAGCGACCUUAGAGCUCUUCACCUUAACAGUCAUUAGAUUUGUACAAACCUAGAUUACUUCACUUCAACCCAGAAUCCCUAAAUUCCCUCCAGGGAUUAAUUAUGUUAUACAUACACACACACACA
Messenger RNA from Lampris incognitus (smalleye Pacific opah), 2105 nucleotides. RefSeq names its product nei-like DNA glycosylase 3 (gene neil3). Gene Ontology annotation, biological process: base-excision repair. Bases 155 to 1894 code for a protein of 579 amino acids. The transcript has 11 exons. The record is from RefSeq and is a predicted model, not a curated record. NCBI's taxonomy places the organism in Eukaryota, Metazoa, Chordata, Actinopteri, Lampriformes, Lampridae. Gene Ontology annotation, molecular function: DNA-(apurinic or apyrimidinic site) endonuclease activity; zinc ion binding; damaged DNA binding. Gene Ontology annotation, cellular component: nucleus.